Messenger RNA from Lachancea thermotolerans CBS 6340, 750 nucleotides. Its product is annotated as HAD family hydrolase. Lineage: Eukaryota; Fungi; Ascomycota; Saccharomycetes; Saccharomycetales; Saccharomycetaceae. The transcript has a single exon. Gene Ontology annotation, biological process: response to osmotic stress; glycerol biosynthetic process. Gene Ontology annotation, molecular function: sn-glycerol 1-phosphatase activity; beta-phosphoglucomutase activity. The record is from RefSeq and is a predicted model, not a curated record. The coding region runs from base 1 to 750 and encodes 249 amino acids.
AUGUCUUCCUCCAAGCCCAUCUCCCUCAAGGUCAACGCCGCCCUGUUCGACGUCGACGGCACGAUAAUUAUCUCGCAGCCUGCCACGAACGCGUUCUGGAGAGACUUCGCCAAGGACAAGCCCUACUUCAUUGUGGAUGAAGUGCUGAAGGUUUCGCACGGUUGCCGGACCUUCGACACCAUCUCCAGGUUCGCGCCAGACUUCGCGGACGAGGCAAAAAUAGUCGAGAUGGAGACCCAGAUACCGGCCAAAUACGGCGAGCACUCCAUCGAGGUCCCCGGCGCAGUCAACCUGUGCCAUGCGCUGAACACGCUGCCCAAGGAGAAAUGGGCCGUCGCCACCUCGGGCACCCGCGGUCUGGCCGUGCAGUGGUUCAAGCUCUUGGGCAUCACCAUGCCUACGUACUUCAUCACUGCAAAUGAUGUUAAACAGGGAAAGCCGCAUCCCGAGCCUUACCUGAAGGGCAGAAACGGAUUAGGAUACCCUGUCAACGAAAAGGAGCCUUCCAAGUCCAAGGCCAUCGUCUUCGAGGACGCGCCCGCGGGUAUCGCUGCAGGUAAAGCUGCUGGCUGCAAGGUCAUCGGCAUCGCCACCACGUUCGACCUGGACUAUCUCAAGAAGCACGACUGCGACAUUAUCGUAGAAGACCUAAGCACCGUGAGAAUCGGCAGCUACGACGCGGAGACCGACGAGGUAGAGUUUAUCUUUAGCGACUACCUAUAUGCCAAAGACGACGUCUUGACGUGGUAA